This is a messenger RNA of Penaeus vannamei (Pacific white shrimp), 351 nucleotides long. The record is from RefSeq and is a predicted model, not a curated record. Lineage: Eukaryota; Metazoa; Arthropoda; Malacostraca; Decapoda; Penaeidae.
AUGGCCCACACACCCCUGAAAUCAGGGUCUGUGGAUGUGGUGGUCUUCUGCCUGUCACUUAUGGGCACCAAUAUCAAGGAUUUUGUCACUGAGGCCAAUAGGGUGUUGAAGCAUGGUGGUAUCAUGAAAGUAGCAGAAGUGGAGAGCCGAUUUACCAAAAUUGACGAAUUCCUGUCCAGUGUGACACGUCUUGGAUUCCACUGCACCAUAAGACGGUCCAGCAAAAGUACUUCUACAUGUUUGACUUCAAGAAGAACCGUGAAUGCAAGAAAGCAAAGGAGGCAUGAAUGCUAUCACACUAUUCCCAUGGAUUAUCCAAAUGCAGGUAUCUUGCCUAUAACCUCAAAAUAA